AUGAUUCACUUCCUUUUAGUGAACUGUCUUUCCAAAAAAUUGGUAACGAAGGUGAUCAAAGAAAUACCAAGCGAAUAUGAAACUGCGUUUAGUGAGUGCAGCUCUUCUCAGAAUAAUCUUUACGAUUAUUCUACUGCAAAAGUCGAUCCAGAAGUUAUUACGAUUACUUCAGGAUCUAAGUUUUGUGUUUAUGGAAACAUUAUGACCGCAUCUGAUAAGAAUUUCAUUGCUACUACUAAAUAUCCAUACCAGGACACAGAUAAUACUUGGAAAUUUAAUGAUGAGCAGCAAACCACAACAAAUCCCUUAUUUAUCCUAACAAAGUACCCAGCUAAGUUAGCAGAGCCAUACAAUUUUAAUCAUCAUCCGAUAACAAUGUUCCAGUGCGCUGAUAAUUCGCAAGAAUGCAAGAUUCAAGUUGCUUACAUCCAGCCAUCAUAUUAUGUCUUGCAAGAAACCGAAUAUAUGAAAUUGAAUACGGGAGUCCGUGUAAGAGUCACUACUAAGUCAUCUGGAGAGAAGACUCUUUAUACAGGAAUGGUUGCAUCGCCUUCGAUCAUUGGAUAUAUUGAUGUUGUCCAAGUAUUUGGCCCUCAAAAACAUAAUUUCCAUUAUAAGAAGCAAAAUGAUAAUGCAGAACUCACAGUUGCACCAUUUGGCAAUACAGAUCCACUUGAGGGUGACUUAGAUCCAUCUAAUAACCUUCUUGUGUCAAUUUCUAAAAAAGAUGCUCUCAGUCCUGCUCAAGCAACAAUUACAUAUAAAUUAGCAGAAGAUCCAGCUAAUGAUGACUUCUUCUUCCCAGAAAUUGAUGUCACUGUCUCAACGCAAGGUGGAGUUUUCACAAAAGAUAACGCUGACACUGCUUUCCCAUACAAUUUUGAUCCAUCAACUCCAACACCAGUUCCAGAACCAACAGAAGAACCAACACCAGUUCCUGAACCAAAAGAACAGCCAUCAGAAGCACCAACAGAACAACCAUCAGAAGCACCAACACCAGUUCCAGAGCCAACAGAACAACCAUCAGAAGCACCAACACCAGUUCCAGAGCCAACAGAUAAGCCAACACCAGAGCCAACAGAAAAACCAGUUCCAGACCCAACUAAUGCACCUGUCCCAGAACCAACAAAGGAACCAGUUCCUGAUCCAGAUGCACAAAAGAAAGGAUUAACUAAGAAGCAGAAAGCUGUCAUUGGAGGAAUUGUUGGUUUAGCUGUAGUUGCAAUCAUUAUAAUUGUCGUUGUUAUCUUUAUCGUGAAGAAGAAGAGAGCAGAAUCAACUGCAAUUCUUACAGAUAAAUUAAUUGAGGUCGUUUAA
Molecule: messenger RNA, 1317 nt
Organism: Trichomonas vaginalis G3
Lineage: Eukaryota; Parabasalia; Trichomonadida; Trichomonadidae
Product: glycoprotein 38 family
Exons: 1
Coding region: 1-1317 (438 amino acids)
Source: RefSeq, a predicted model, not a curated record